UUCAAGCCCGCAGUCAAAGCAGGGCUGUGCACAAGCUCCAGGGGACGGAGCAAAUGCAUUUCCAGCAGGCAAACUUCUCUCUCUGGGUCUUUAAUCCUUUCGGUUAAUCAGACGUGCUGAGGGUGGGGGUGUGAGGAAGCGAAAUGAGAGCCCCUUUUGCAACCUGACCUUCUUGGAUUAAAGCCAGGGCUUUCCUUGCCUGCGCUGGGUUUGACUGCAUGCUGCGAAGGAGGAGUCCUUGCGUGUGUGUGUUGUUGGGCUAGGCUGUUGCUAAAUUGUGACCAAUAUUUUUUUUUCUUAAAUCUCUCUGAAGAUUUGGGUGCAGCUGAGAUUCCCCCACUCCCACCUUUUAGUAUUGUUUCCACAAGGGCAAGUUCCCAAGCUUCCUUUGCUGGUGCUGCAGCCCCUUUGGUUGUUGCAAAUGAAGGGAAUUCUUUUUGCAAAGGGAGAGAAGGAGGGUUUUUUAUCUUUGCAGCAAAGUGAAACAGGCACGCUUGCAAAGCUGCGAAACUGACUCACUGUGAUCAAAUAGAGCGGAGCAGACCGGGGGACUUAAAAAAAAAAAAAAAAAGAGAGAGCGAGAGAAAGGAUCCUGGGAUCUUUUAGAUCUUUCAAAAGAUGUCAUCUCAAACUAAGUUCAAGAAAGACAAAGAGAUCAUAGCAGAAUAUGAAACUCAAGUAAAAGAAAUCCGUACCCAGUUGGUGGAACAGUUCAAAUGUCUGGAACAACAAUCCGAAUCCCGGUUGCAGCUCCUGCAGGACCUCCAGGAGUUCUUCCGCAGAAAGGCUGAGAUAGAGCUGGAGUACUCCAGGAGUCUGGAGAAACUGGCAGAACGAUUUUCUUCUAAGAUCCGCAGCUCCAGAGAACAUCAUCAAUUCAAGAAGGAUCAGCACCUCCUUUCCCCCGUGAAUUGCUGGUAUCUAGUUUUGACCCAGACUCGGCGAGAGAGCAGAGACCAUGCUACCUUGAAUGACAUCUUCAUGAACAACGUCAUUGUCCGCCUCUCGCAGAUCAGCGAAGACGUCAUCAGGCUCUUUAAGAAGAGUAAAGAAAUUGGUCUACAGAUGCAUGAAGAACUCUUGAAGGUUACCAAUGAGCUAUACACAGUGAUGAAAACCUACCACAUGUACCACGCGGAAAGCAUCAGCGCUGAGAGCAAGCUGAAGGAAGCAGAAAAGCAGGAGGAAAAGCAGUUCAACAAGUCUGGGGACAUCAGUGUCAACCUGCUGCGGCACGAGGACAGGCCUCAGCGCCGGAGCUCCGUCAAGAAGAUUGAGAAGAUGAAGGAGAAGAGGCAAGCCAAAUAUUCUGAAAACAAGCUGAAGUGCACUAAAGCCAGGAAUGAUUAUCUGCUGAACCUGGCAGCCACAAAUGCAGCCGUCAGUAAAUACUACAUCCACGAUGUCUCUGACCUCAUUGAUUGUUGUGAUCUGGGAUUCCAUGCCAGCCUAGCUCGGACAUUCCGGACAUACCUGUCUGCUGAAUAUAACCUAGAAACCUCACGCCAUGAGGGCCUGGACAUAAUUGAGAACGCAGUGGACAACCUGGACGCACGGAGUGACAAGCAUACAGUCAUGGACAUGUGCAACCAGGUCUUCUGCCCUCCGCUGAAGUUUGAAUUCCAGCCUCACAUGGGGGAUGAGGUAUGUCAGGUGAGCGCCCAACAGCCUGUGCAGACGGAGUUGCUCAUGCGAUAUCACCAACUGCAGUCUAGACUUGCCACUCUCAAGAUAGAGAAUGAGGAGGUACGAAAAACUCUGGAUGCCACUAUGCAGACCUUGCAGGACAUGCUGACGGUGGAAGAUUUUGAUGUUUCAGAUGCCUUCCAGCAUAGUCGCUCCACUGAGUCAGUCAAGUCAGCCGCUUCAGAGACCUACAUGAGUAAAAUAAACAUUGCCAAGAGAAGAGCCAACCAACAGGAAACUGAAAUGUUCUAUUUUACGAAAUUUAAAGAGUAUUUGAAUGGCAGUAACCUUAUCACCAAGCUCCAGGCUAAACAUGACUUACUGAAGCAGACUCUUGGAGAAGGUGAAAGAGCUGAAUGUGGCACAACCAGGCCCCCAUGUCUUCCCCCUAAACCACAGAAAAUGAGGAGACCUAGGCCUCUCUCAGUCUAUAAUCAUAAACUCUUUAACGGCAAUAUGGAAACGUUCAUUAAGGAUUCAGGACAGGCUAUCCCACUUGUAGUUGAAAGCUGCAUCCGAUACAUCAAUUUAUAUGGUCUUCAGCAACAGGGUAUCUUUAGAGUUCCUGGGUCUCAGGUUGAAGUCAAUGACAUCAAGAAUUCAUUUGAAAGAGGUGAAGACCCUCUCGCUGACGAUCAGAAUGAACGUGACAUUAAUUCGGUUGCUGGGGUCUUAAAGCUGUAUUUCCGAGGACUGGAAAACCCACUCUUUCCUAAGGAAAGGUUUCAAGAUUUGAUAUCUACUAUAAAAAUGGAGAAUCCUGCAGAAAGAGUGCACCAGAUCCAGCAAAUCAUCAUUACUCUGCCCCGAGCUGUCAUUGUUGUCAUGAGAUACCUCUUUGCUUUCCUCAAUCACUUGUCACAGUACAGUGAUGAGAACAUGAUGGAUCCCUACAACCUGGCCAUCUGCUUUGGACCAACUUUGAUGCACAUUCCAGAUGGGCAGGAUCCGGUGUCCUGCCAAGCCCAUGUAAAUGAGGUCAUCAAAACCAUCAUCAUAAAUCACGAGGGCAUCUUCCCCAACCACAGAGAGCUGGAAGGACCUGUGUAUGAGAAAUGCAUGACUGGAGGGGAAGAGUAUUGUGACAGCCCCCACAGCGAGCCGGGCACCAUUGAUGAAGUGGACCAUGACAACGGCACAGAGCCACAUACCAGCGAUGACGAAGUGGAACAGAUUGAAGCAAUAGCGAGGUUUGACUACAUUGGCCGGUCCCUGCGAGAGCUCUCCUUUAAGAAAGGAGCCUCGCUCCUCUUGUACCAUCGUGCAUCGGAGGAUUGGUGGGAAGGGCGCCAUAACGGUGUGGAUGGUCUCAUACCACAUCAGUACAUAGUUGUACAAGACAUGGAUGAUGCAUUCUCCGACAGUUUGAGUCAGAAGGCAGACAGCGAGGCAAGCAGUGGACCCUUGCUGGAUGAUAAAGCUUCAUCAAAGAAUGACAUCCAGUCUCCGACAGAUCAUAUUCCAGACUAUGGAUUUGGGGGAGUAAUGGGCCGAGUAAGGUUGAGAUCCGAUGGCGCAGCCAUCCCUCGUCGUCGGAGUGGAGGGGACACCCAUAGCCCCCCAAGAGGGAUGGGUCCUGGUAUAGACACCCCUCCUCGAGCAGCAGCAUGUCCUAGCAGCCCCCACAAAAUACCACUCAACAGAGGCAGGAUUGAGAGCCCUGAAAAGCGCAGAAUGGCCACGUUUGGCAGCGCUGGCAGCAUCAAUUAUCCAGACAGGAAGGCCUUGUCAGAUGGCCACCCACUGAGAUCGACCUGUGGGUCUACUCGGCACAGUAGUCUUGGAGAUCAGAAAUCUCUGGAAGCAGAAGCACUCGCGGAGGACAUUGAGAAGACCAUGAGCACCGCUCUGAAUGAGCUGCGUGAGCUCGAGAGACAGAACACUGUGAAGCAGGCCCCUGAUGUUGUCCUUGAUACCCUGGAGCCAAUGAAGACUCCUCAGGGGGGCUCUGUCAACUCAGAACCUGCCAGCCCACUUCACACCAUCAUGAUCCGAGACCCUGAUGCCGCCAUGAGACGCAGCAGUAGCUCCACCACUGAAAUGAUGACUACUUUUAAACCAGCCCUCUCAGCCCGGCUUGUUGGGGCUCAGCUUAGGCCUCCACCCAUGAGACCUGUCAGACCGGUGGUUCAACACCGAUCAAGCAGUAGUAGCAGUUCAGGAAUGGGCAGUCCUGCAGUGACGCCCACAGAGAAGAUUUACCCCAAUAGCUCCUCGGAUAAAUCAGGCACCAUGUAGCUCUGCAGCAAGGAAUUCUUAGUUGAGAGAUGAAAAAAUGUCAAUAUCUGGAUAUUUUUUGGGUGGAAAUGGCAACUCUGCAGUCUCGUUCUUUAAAAGGAAAAGAUGGAAAAAUUACGCCCUGAAGAAAACUUCAGUAGGGAAAUCAGUGUGUAGGCCUGAGGCCUAAUGAUUCCAUUAUAGGUACACACAUCCACGCAGAAACAUUUUACCAAGAUUGCAGUAAAACUGUAUGGCAGAAUAAGAUGGCUGUCCUGCAUAUUGUCACUGGAGAAUAUACAGUCUGUGUAGAAGUAUAUAUAAAGUGUACAAAGUUCAAUACUUUUUUUUUUUUUUUUUUUAGAUUUACCUCAGAAACUUGCCCUGAAAUUUCCCUCUAGAGUUGUUUGGUUGAUUUUAAUUUUUUUGAGAAUACUUGUGUGUGCGUGUGUGGAGCAACUGAGCAUCAAGCAAUACAAGAUCAAUCCUGGAAUUUCUAUUCUGCAGUAGUUGGCGUUUAAAAAGAAGAGAAGACAUGCUGUUUUUUGCUCAACUGUUGGCCUACAGAGAAGAAAUUGAAAUGCAUCUAGUGACCGUUCUCAGCAAGCUGGGUGAAUUUUUUUUUCUUUGCAUUCGGUCCUAAGAUUUCUUCAUUUCACCUCCGAAUCUUGCGGCUGUUACCUAGCCAGUAGGUUGUACAGAAUAUGAUACGGCCAAAUGAAACAUGUUAUUCCUUCAGUUCAUAUAUAUAUAGGGAUAAAGUGUAUAAAUAUCUACUCCAUGACAUAGCACAGUGUUAGGUGUGUACAAAAAGAAACCACAAAACUUGGGUUGUUUUGAAGAUUUCCAAACCAACAAGGACUAGUAAGAGACCUGUGGUAAAAAAUAAAUAAAGUAUUGAAAUGUUUCAUUUCCCCUUCUCCCCUGGCCUUUUAUUAACUGACAUCUUAACAAAUUGGGACUAAACAGGCAAAGAGGCUUUGAAAAGAUAACAUUCCUUUAUUUAAAGUUGCACAUCAGUACACGGGGAUCUUGAUUCAGAUUGUCUUCUUGCAUGAAAAGCAUGAGCCAUAUUUGACCAUAUCAGACGCAUAACUGAUCUGAUGGGGUGAUAUUUUGCACUUUCUGUACUGUACUAUAUAAUACAGAAGUUUGAGUUUAUGCAAAAGAAGUUAUAUUUUAUUUUUCCUCUGAACAUUUAACCUAGAGAAAAAUAUGCAGAAAGAACUAGGAGUUGCAUGAUACUUUUUGUCUGAUAACUAAGUCUCUUCUCUAAUUACUGAAUACAAGACACUCCAUGUUUCUUUUUUCAUUUUUGUUUUACUUCUUGACCAGCUUUUCAUAGAGUUGACCUGUGGUUUAAUUUUGUUUUUUUCCAUACAAUCAUGUCAUCUGAACAUGAAACAGGUCUUGAUGAGUCUCACUCAAACUCCGCACAGAUGCUGUACUAGCAUUUUUCACACCUUAAUUCCUUUCCCUUUAUCUGAUUUCUGCUGCAGUAGCUGUUGUUGAGCAAAAUAAGUGAACAAACUUUGCUGUCUUGCUGGGAGUUAAGAUUAACAUUCAGCUUCUUUCAGCAUCCCAUGGCAUGUUUAAGUUCUUUUGCUUUUCUAUCCGACACCUCAGAGCCACCACCGAACGCAGAAUCCUUCACUUCUCCAGAUGAACAAUCCAAUAUUUCUGUCAGAGAAUGUACAUAUGGAAAAGACCAAUGGAUCUUAUCAUGUUAGCACCUCUAGCCCUUUGAAUCUUAUCAUGUUAGCACCUCUCAUUUGGGAGUCCAAUCCAUAACUUACCCAUGCACAUAAAACAAUUGGAAGCCCUAUGAUCUGUGCAAGGUAACAUUUACUUGACUGGAUAUAGAGGAAUCUUAACACAAAUCCAAUGGAACUGAUUAGGUGUUUGUUCUUAUUCUGUGUCCAGUGCACAAGCAUGUUUCACUUCCACAUAUCCUCUCCUCUUAACUGUCUCUUGCCUGUUCUAGUCUGUUAUAUAUUGCUGUACUUGCUUAAAUGCUGGAAAGUAACUGUUAAAAUGUAAACUGUAAAAAGAAAAUAGGUUAAAAUUAGAUGAAAGCCAAUGCCACUCACCAAAUCUUUGCACUUAGUAGAUAGCUCAAUGUAAAAAAUAAUAAAAUAAGAACAAAACCACAGACCUAACCUUUCAGUGUACAGUGUGUGUGUGGGGGGAAAGUACUGUAUGUAGUGAUUCUGUCGUUCCUCAGUAUAGUAUUCCAAGAGGAAAUGGUGUUUACGUACUUGUCUAUUAACAUUGUUGACAUUUGUAAUUACCACAAUUACUUCAUAUUGAUGAUGAUUUUUCAUCACGAUUUCCCCACCCCCUUUCCUAACCCUGAGGUCAUUGCCUUUGUCAUUAUGGGCAGCAGAUGUUCAAACGGUCUAUCAGUCUGUUCUAGUAAUGAACCAGCAAAUGUGCUUUGAAGGGGAGUGAAAAGGCCCCUGUUUGGCACAAUUGUUGUAUAAUCAUUGCCAGUAAUUUUUUCCACUUAACUUCCUGGAGAACACUCACUUUGGUAGUCUGACUUUUUUUAUAUAUAUAUUUUCAACAAUGACUUAAUAGCAAAACCAUCUUUAUUUCCCCCCCCUUUUAAAAGAUAUGGUACAAAUUCCAGUGUCUCUUGCAUUAAAUUAUUGCCUUUUAUUUUUGCUUUUUUUAAUGCUUGUUUUCUUAUCUUUAAGUGCCUUUUGAGCACCAGAACAAAUGCUUGGAAUUAAUGUACUUGGAGCUGUAUACAGAUCGUGAUUUCUUAUGUACCGUUAUGUUGUGCUGUGGGUGUAUUGCUUUUCAAGUCCUUUAAAAAAGACAUUUUAUUAAAUUUAAAGAAAAAAUUAUGCCUUUUUAAUAUUGCAGUCAAAUUGCAGUUUGGGGCAACUACUGUAAAUUAAAAAAAUGUAUUUUUCUGUAGUUCAGCACAAUACAAAAUUAAACCACUUGCGUUGUGCUGUAUAAGCAUCAUAACUGGAACCUACUCAUAGGUUUUGAGUAACUCAAUCUUGAUUAUUUUUACUUCUAUAGACCAUAGCCUUCAAUAUGAUCUCAGUUCUGUUCACUUAAGGGUACUGUGAAAUUUACAGUUUACAAAUUGGUCAAAGCAGCUGCUGGAAGUGCUCACCUGGAAGGAUCGUUUGAUCCACCCAUUUGAUUAUAAUAUGGAGACAUCAGCAGAGAGCCCAAGACUCUCUGAUGGGCCAGGAAAGGGUGCUCUUUGAGAAGAAGUUGAUUCUCUGCUGUGCAGAGCAAAUUCAAGUGUCUCAAAUCAGCUCUCUCAGUUGCUCUGAGUCUUUGCCUCCUCCACAAAAUAACCUGCAUUUGCUCUAUCAAAACUACUUCUGUUAACUCCCAGGAGUAGGUAGUCACCAGUUAGCCAUUCCUUUGGCCUGUCUCCCCAGUGGCUCAGUGAAGCAGUCUUUCUGUUGACCCAUUGAUGCAUUUAACAGUGCCAACUUUAAAGCAAUUGCACCCACACUGAUAUUAGUUCUGUAUAGAUGCUCCUAAGCGACCAUUGUAAUUGUGCCAGUCCCUUUAAUGAUAAUGACAGUGCACUUUUCUUCCUUAGACUGAAGUAUACCUGAUAGAUUCUUUUUGUAAAUCCUGGACUGUAUUAUUUACUAGCAGUGUUGCAGUUUUCACAAUAUGUCAGUAGACCUCCUGAUUCUGAUCUGCUUCUGAGUGGCUGUUUUUUGUUCAUGCCAGAAAACCUUAGAAACUGCCUUGUAUAAUGAUUGUUGUCCCUCCUAUGGAUAUUGUCUCUGUAAUGUAUGAUAAAAUGCCAUUCGGUUAGAAUGUCUGAUUGGAUCCUCUGUCAUGUAUGCUGAUGAUGCCAUGUAGAUCAAACCACUGGUUGGAUGUGGACUCAUCCUGUUGAAUAAAACUGCUUAACUUUUCUCAAAUAUUAGUCAUGAUUUCAAAACACCUGGAAUAUAAACUCUCAGGGAAAUGACUAUCCUCGGGGCAUAUAUGCCUUACUAGGCAUUUAUUUGAUACAUUAGUAACAAACAACAACGAUGUUACAGUAGUGUCCAAAGACCUCAGUGAGGACUGGGCCCGUGUGCUGAGCACUGCACAAAACCCAAGAUGGGCAAUGAGUUUGAAAUCUUUG
Messenger RNA from Gopherus flavomarginatus (Mexican gopher tortoise), 8023 nucleotides. It is a transcript of the gene SRGAP3, whose product is annotated as SLIT-ROBO Rho GTPase activating protein 3. Bases 619 to 3924 code for a protein of 1101 amino acids. Gene Ontology annotation, cellular component: cytoplasm. Gene Ontology annotation, molecular function: protein binding. NCBI's taxonomy places the organism in Eukaryota, Metazoa, Chordata, Testudines, Testudinidae. The record is from RefSeq and is a predicted model, not a curated record. The transcript is spliced from 22 exons. Gene Ontology annotation, biological process: negative regulation of cell migration; signal transduction.